Molecule: messenger RNA, 3526 nt
Organism: Malaclemys terrapin pileata
Lineage: Eukaryota; Metazoa; Chordata; Testudines; Emydidae
Gene: SMTNL2
Product: smoothelin like 2
Exons: 9
Coding region: 599-2044 (481 amino acids)
Biological process (GO): actin cytoskeleton organization; positive regulation of vasoconstriction
Cellular component (GO): I band; microtubule organizing center; filamentous actin
Molecular function (GO): tropomyosin binding; protein phosphatase 1 binding
Source: RefSeq, a predicted model, not a curated record
CCCUUGUCCCUUCCCCUCCUCCCACCCCAGAGCAUCUCCCCUGCAGCUGCACAGCUCCUCCAGCGCCUGUGUCCCCCUGCGAGAGCUGUUGACAGAGCCAAGCAGCCCUCUGGCAGCUGCGAACAAGCCAGCCCCCCUCUCCACCCCUUUGCACUGUCCCCUCCUGAAAUUGCAUCGCCUCCUUGGAGGAGCCGGAGAGAGACACACACAGCCAGCCCCGCUGCUCAGCCAGCUUCGCUCUCGCUCCUGUGCUUUGCUGGGCAGAAGUGCCGGGCUGAAGCUGCCUCGCCUGCCCUAGGGCACCCCCCAAGCCUGGAGAAUGCACAGAGCCAGCUGGAGCCAGGGGAAGUGAGCGUGCGAGUGCCCCGGGCAGGAGGUUGCCCUGCAGCAGGGACUGGGGACUUUUCUUAGCCCAGUGUUUCUCAACCUUUCUGAUACCAGGGACUGGCUUGCUGCCUUCCUAAACUGUCUCAGGGAGAUCUCAGGGACCGGUGCCAGGACCCUCCAGCUUUGGAGUGGGGUGUCCUGCGUUCGUAGCCCCUGGCCUCGCUGGCUGGGAGUUUGCCCGGAGCCUGGCAAGAGUCCCCGGCCCCGCAACAUGGACACGGUGGCCAGCGACAUCGCGGACCUCAGCAGCCAGGACGCGCAGAGCGUGUGCGAGGCGCUGGGACGCUACGAGGACACGCUGCGGGGCGCUGUGCGGGAGAUCCACGUGGACAUCCAGGUCUUCAAGCAAGGGGUGGACCGGCAGGUGGACGAGGUGCUGCGCCUCGCUAGCCCGCUGGCCCGCACCGUCGCCGAGCUACAGCAGGAGAACCAGCGGCUGCGAGCGCAGGUGGAGCGCUUGGCCAGGCAGGUGGAAGCCCUCAGCAGGUCGGCGGGGCUGCCGGACAGCUGGGCUGCGGAGUGCGGGGCAGCUGGGGGGCCCAACUCUCCAGGGGCUGGCGCAAGGCUGGCCAGGUUCUCCAGCCAUGCCACCUUAUCCAUGACCGGCAAGAGCCAGAGCGUGGACUUGGAUGACCACAACGAACCUGAGACUAGAAGAGUUUCUAAUUCCUCCAUAGUUGAAAACGGACACCAGUCUUUGGCAGGUCAGGCAAAAGUCUCACAGGAAGUGACCUCUUCCCUUCAGAUGUCAAACUCGUCCCCCGAGGAACAUGCCCCUGCAGUAACCUUACGGAUGCCCCACCUUCCUGUUACUGCAAUAACUCGAGUAUCAGAGAAGUUUUCAGGAGAAACCUCCGCCUUAUCAGGAACUAGUAAUGCUACCAGUGGCCUGAUAGGGCAGAGCAGGAGCCAGAAUGAGGCUACGAUGAAAACUUCCAGCCAAUCAGUGACUGCUGUGAAGACCUGGAAUUCAAGUUCCGUGAGAACAAUGGGCACCUCCAUAGCUGCAGAGAAAAGCACUUCUGUCACAAAGUCUAUGUCAGCCAUGAGCUAUGGAUUGACUAGUGGAACCAAAGCUAGUGAAAGCAAUACCAUUGACAGUUACUAUGAUGUGACACCCAAAUCCUGCUCCCCACCUCCGACUGUACAUCGUCAAGUGGAAAGGAGGCGAGAACUGGUGCGGUCUCAGACAUUGCCACGCACUUCAGGAACGCAGGCCAGGAAAGCGCUCUUUGAGAAAUUUGAGCAGGACAGUGGAAAAGGAAAAGGAGAGUCCAAAGCAAAGCUGAAGCGGUCACAGAGUUUUGGGGUCGCCAGUGCAAGCAGCAUUAAGCAAAUUCUACUGGACUGGUGUCGCUCCAAAACCAUAGGAUACAAGCACCUUGAUCUGCAGAACUUCUCCUCGAGUUGGAGUGACGGGAUGGCAUUCUGUGCCCUAGUGCAUUCUUUCUUCCCCGAAGCCUUCGAUUAUAAUGCGCUUGACCCAGCUAACCGCAAGCAGAACUUUGAGCUGGCUUUCACCAUGGCUGAGAAACUGGCUCACUGCGACCGCCUGAUAGAAGUGGACGACAUGAUGGUGAUGGGACGCAAGCCAGAUCCCAUGUGUGUUUUCACCUACGUACAAUCACUAUACAAUCACCUGCGCCGCUUUGAAUAAACCCACCGGGAAGCUUGAACACAACCCCAGACUGAGACGACUCUGGUGUCUUCUCACCGAAAGGAGAGUGGUGUUUUGAGAAUAGAGCGCGGCCAUUAUUGUUCACUCAGAAGCUUGUUAUCGUCCCCUGUGCUUGCAUUCAGCCAGGUCACUGCUUACACUGUUGCCAAGCAGGGCCCCAAAGUGUUGAUCACAGCAAUGGGCCAGUAAAAUACAGGAAAAGCGUAGGGAAAGGCAGAAAUUGUCAUUCUGGUGCUAGUGAUAAGUUGUAUUAAAUACAGUUGUGUUAAAAGAUUGAAGAAAACUAAAUUAUAAGUCUCCUUCUGGUCAGCUUGGGACACAUGGCUCUGUAUGGUAAGAGAAACCUCUGCUUCAAAGUCAUUCUCUCCUACCACAGUUUAAACACACAGGAUAAUGUAGAUAUGUUUUCCACUCCUCUGUCCAGUGUAAUACACAAGAAACAGGAGGCAGCUUACACCAAGACUUUACAAAGGAAGGCAGCCUCUGCUCUACUGAAUACAAGUUAUUUGACUUCCAACAUUGCAGUAUCACUGCCCUCAGGUGUGUUUAUUCGGUUGUAUGUGUGCACACAACAUAACCGCCGGUGGGGGUUCUUACAAAGCGGUGGUCCAUAUGGGGACUGAAACCACAGCACAGGCCUUUGCCAUUUAAGCUAAAGGAGUUACACACUUCACUUGCAGCAGUAGUAGGCUAUUAUCUUUUAUCUGCAUCAGACACUAGAGGCAAGGGACGCAACCCACUUAGCAUCUGAGCUCAAAUCCCCAUAUGGGCUAUUACUGUGUAACAAACUCCACCAGCAUGUGCCAGUGGGGGUCAAACCUAAAAUCUUUUCCUCAAGUGGUUAGUUGAGGCCUGUGCAGGUCCUGGCUUAAGUCCUUGCUAAGGAGGCAUAGGGGGAGUGGGGCUGUUACUUAUGUGCAUUUAUGUACGUGGUCAUAAAUUCAGUGCUUACAAAGCGGUAAAGAUUAACUACUUGGGAGUCCUAUUUAACGGGUAUAACACAGGCAGCAGCCCAGCAAUGUGCCUCCACCCCAGCCCUAGGAGAGAUCUCCAUGACCCAUUCCAUCCUCGGCCUCCAUGCUGCGGAGGCCACUAAAUGAUUUGGGAGUUUUGGAUCACCUGGGGCGAUUUCUGAUCUCAGUUAACCCUCAUGAGCCCACAGUAACCCCAUUAACUUCAGGGGUGUUAUUCCAAAUUUACACCUGUAGAAAAAAGAUCAGAUUCCACCCUCUGGCUUCUGUUCACUACAUCAGCAGCUUUGUUUUUGCAAGGAAUGUAAAAAACUGAAGUCCCAUCGCCCCAGAACAAACUAAUAGAAAGUAACAACGGCCAGGCAAGCAGACUGCUCUUGCUAAAGGAUGGUUUUUUACCUGCAUCUGUUCCUGUUCCUCACAGAUAUUUAUAAAAAUGACUUUGGUUCUGUAUUGAUGACCAUUUAUAAUAAAAUAUAUGUCAAACUCC